AUGGGGGCUCAAACAGAUUAUGAUCAAACUAAAGGCAUAAACACUAAGCCAGCAGGUGAUGGAUCCAAACAGGAGCCAUUUGGCAAAGACUAUCUCAACAGCACCUGGAACUCGGAAAGCGAGUCCUCUUUCCGAACAUUCUCCCAAAAGUCUUCCAAUUUACCAUUUGGACAACCAAUCGAGUAUGAUGCUAUCAGCGGACCUACCUAUGUUACUGCACAAACCUUGGUUCAACAAGUAGCAUAUGCGCUCUCCGAUAAGAUCUUCUCUUAUUCCCCAGAAUCGUUUGAUUUGGAUGUUGCUGUGAAAUUUUGGGCGGCGGCAAAUACAAAGAAUGCCAAUGGAUAUACCACACAAAUUUCUCCCAUGCAGACUCGCUCUGGUGCUGGAUCAAUUGCUUUGGGAUAUAUGUUUUCCAAGGAUUUUGAUUUGACCAAGAGGCAUAUCCCCCAAACGCUUUUGGCCUCUUCUUCUAGUCUGCAUAGCCUGCGCUCGACUCUCGAUCAACUUUCUUUAUUAUACUCUGUCGCAAACCCAUUUGUGGCCCAUGUUGCGGCUGUUGACUAUGCACCGGGAACCGCUGGUCUCGUUACAGACUAUGCAACUGCUUUGACUGUGGCAGAGGAGUUGGGACUCGGUCUGGUUUCUAGUUCAUCUGCAUAUGAAGCUCAACAUAUGUCUCUCUUCUCUACGCUGUUGGCAACAAUUCUUCCAACCAUCCAUACUUACGAUGGAAUCACUGUUGGUCGUGACACCCUUCGUGUCAUUGAUAUUCUUAGCCAAUCUGGUCUCAGCAGUUCCUACAAGAGCGUUCUUGAUGAGAUUUCAAAACUCGGAAAGAGAGCUGAUGCCGAAAGCAAGGUUUCCUCACUUCUUGAAGCUUUUAACAGCGAACUUGGUACCUCUUAUGGUCUCUUUGAAUAUAGCGGGCAUGAUUCUCCCGAAUCUGUUUUGGUUGUCUUCGGUUCUGUUGAGAGUUCUCUUGCUACUCAGGUUGCUGAGAAGCUUUCUGCUGAUGGAGAAAAGAUUGGUGUUAUCAAUGUCAGAGUGUACCGACCUUUUGUAGAGGAGGCCUUUGUGAAGGCCCUUCCUACAUCAGUCAGAAAUGUCGCUGUCCUUGGUCAAGUUCUGGACGAAACAGCCGCAACAGAUUUUUCUGGUCAUUCCAACUUGUACGAAGAUGUCUUGGCCGCGACCGUCUUCUCUGAUAAAUUCACAACUGCUCCCAAGGUCGUUGAUGUCAAAUAUGCUCGGUCGCAAGUAUUCACACCUAGUUCCAUCGCCAGUAUCUUCCAUCAACUUGGUGGCAAGUCUUCUAACGAAUCAGUAUCACUCCUGGCUGUUGGACAAGUUGAGCAGUACUCAUUCUUUGAUCUUGAGGACUCCGUUUCUGCUACUGCUCCUUCUGCUAUCAGCAAACUUCUUUCUGGUGAUUCGGCCAGCAAUGUCCUUAUCAACCAAACCCAUGACAACUUCAUUCAAGGUGGUGUCAUUAGGACUGAUAUCCGAAGCUCGAAGAAGUCAAUCGAGUCUGCUUACCCAAUUGAAGAGGCUGACGUCACUUACAUUGGAGACGAAAAGCUGUUCAAGGAGAUUGGCAUCUUGAAGAAUGUCAAGCCAAACGGAAAGAUUAUUGUCAAGCUUCAAGGUGUCAAAGACGAAGAUUUGGAGAAGAAGUUUCCAAGCUUCGUUCGCAACGAGAUCAAGUCCAAGGAUGUCGAAUUGUUUGUCUUGGAUCCAACUUUGUCAGAGGCUUUUGGAAAAGAACCAGCUCUCGAAACCUUGAUCACCGAACUUGCAUUCUUGAAGAUUGCUCGCCCAGACCUCCUCGACGCCGGCAAAGAUAAGCUCGCAGCGAUCAAUGGAAGCCAAGAACAGCUUCAAGCUGCAGUAGCUGACCUUGAGAAGACUAUUCGCAAGGUCGACAUUCCUGAGACUUGGGCCGAGGUUGAUGCCGAGGUUGAAGUCCUCGAUCUUCCUGCAACUAUCAAGUCCAGCAGCUUUACUGGUUUCCAAAAGGAAGAUACUGAAGCCCCAUCCCAGCUUCGUGAUUGGCACGCAGCUGCUAAGGGUCUUCUCUUCAAAGAAGCUUAUGGUACUAAAGCUGAACUUCGACCCGAUCUCACUGCCAAGACCUAUGAGAUCACUGUAAAGGAGAACCGUCGCUUGACCCCUAUUACAUAUGACCGUAACAUUUUCCACAUCGAGUUCGACUUGGGAACUUCUGGCCUUACGUACGAUAUUGGUGAAGCUCUCGGUAUCCAUGCUGUAAAUGAUGUUACUCAAGUUGAGGAGUUCAUCAAGUUCUAUGGUCUCAACCCAGAUGAUGUCGUUGAAGUACCAUCUCGUGAGGACAACAACGCUUGGGAAGCCAGAACCGUAUUCCAAUCGUUGGUUCAAAACAUCGAUAUCUUCGGAAAACCACCAAAGAAAUUCUACGAAGCCCUAGCCGAAUUUGCUUCUGACGAGGAGGAAAGAAAGGAACUUCUUACCCUUGGUGGCCCAGAAGGUGCCAAUGAAUUCAAGCGUCGCGCCGAAGUAGACACCAUCACCUACGCUGACGUUCUUCUUGAAUUCAAGUCCGCUCACCCAUCUUUCCAUGACAUCGCCCGCAUUGUUUCGCCAAUGAAGCGUCGUGAAUAUUCCAUCGCUUCAUCUCAAGCUGUCAACCCAACCACCGUCGCUCUCAUGAUUGUCGUGGUAUCUUGGGUUGAUCCAAAAGGUCGCGAUCGUUUCGGUCAAGCUACACGUUACCUUUCUUCACUCUCUGUCGGAUCCAAGGUCACUGCUUCCGUCAAGCCUUCCGUCAUGAAACUUCCAACCACCGAUACUGCCCCUCUCAUCAUGGCUGGUCUCGGUACAGGUCUUGCUCCUUUCCGUGCUUUUGUCCAAUACCGAGCUAUGCAAAAGGCUCAAGGCAAAGAUAUCGGUUCCAUCCUUCUUUACAUGGGUUCCCGUCAUCAACGAGAGGAAUACUUGUAUGGUGAAGAAUGGGAGGCUUAUCAAGAUGCAGGUGUUAUCACCUUGUUAGGAAGAGCAUUCUCCCGUGAUCAGAAACAAAAGAUCUAUAUCCAAGAUCGUAUGCGAGAGACUGUUACAGAUAUCAUCCAGGCAUACAUUAAGGAUGAGGGAUCAUUCUACUUGUGUGGUCCCACAUGGCCUGUACCAGAUGUUACAGAGGUACUUGAGGAGGCUAUCAGAGAGGAGGGUAGAUUGAGUGGAAAGAAGGUUGAUGGAAGAAAGGAGAUUGAGAGAUUGAAGGAGGCAGGUAGAUAUGUCUUGGAGACUGCUUAUCCCUAUCCUCGGUGGAAUAAUAAACAUCAACUACCUAGUGUGCAAAUCAACAACAUCUUUGGUUCAAACGCAAUGAAGAUCAUCGUUGCUGGUUCCACUGGCUUUGUUGCCACAGAAUUUAUCAAGCAGGCUCUUUCUAACCCAGCCGUUACAUCUAUCAUAGCUCUUGCCCGCCGUGAGACGCCUUUGCCGGAAUCCUUGGGACCAGACGUCGAUACUAAGAAAUUCAAGUCUGUCAUCUGUCAAGACUUUGCAAACUAUCCAGACGAUGUGAAGCUUGAGCUUUCUGGUGCUGAUGCUUGCGUUUGGUAUAUUGCCAUAACCCCAUCACAAUUAAAAAACAUGACGUUAGAGGAAGCUCGAAGGGUUUGUUUAGACUACACAGUGGCAGGCUUGGAAACGAUUACGAAGCUUCCGCGGGAUCCUGCUAGCAAGCCUUUCCGGUUUUUCUAUAUCAGUGGUCAUAAGAGUGAGCGGGACCAGACCAAGAGGCCUUGGCCACUCACCGAGUACUGUUUGAUGCGGGGUGAAGCUGAGAAUCGUGUUCUGGACUUUGCGAAAGCUUCAAAUGACACCGUGGAAGCGUGUGUGGCUAAAUCGGGUCUGAUUGAUGGGCCAGACCGUCGACAGGGCUUGCUGAUCAAAACUGUAUCCACAAUUGGCCGAACCAUCAUUGGUCUUCCUAAGGUUGAUGUGAGCCAGAUUGCAGCGACGCUUUUGCAGCAGGCAUUGAAUGGUAUUGAAAAGGAAACACUCUCGAAUGAGGAUCUUGUUGUGAUGGUGAUAAGGCUUUGGAUAAUUAAAUGGGAGGCUCGUGUAUUUUAUAAUGUUUCUCGGUCCACAUAUAGUCUAAGUUGUAGGGAACAGAAACUUUCAUAG
This is a messenger RNA of Sclerotinia borealis F-4128, 4173 nucleotides long. NCBI's taxonomy places the organism in Eukaryota, Fungi, Ascomycota, Leotiomycetes, Helotiales, Sclerotiniaceae. The record is from the annotation of a GenBank genome assembly.